Molecule: messenger RNA, 1842 nt
Organism: Gadus macrocephalus (Pacific cod)
Lineage: Eukaryota; Metazoa; Chordata; Actinopteri; Gadiformes; Gadidae
Product: C-type lectin domain family 6 member A-like
Exons: 1
Coding region: 56-871 (271 amino acids)
Source: RefSeq, a predicted model, not a curated record
ACUGACAUGCUGACAUUCAAAACGCACAGAAGAUCUGAGCACUCAUAGGGGUAGGAUGAUAAGAAACUCUGAAAACUGUUUGGACCAGAAUAUGGCUGAGGUGAUUCACGCCACGCCCAACAAGAUGACCAAGGCCAGGUACACACAAGGAGAGAGAGAGGAGAGAAUAGUGGAGAUCUACGCUACCAGUGAGAGCCUCAGAGAUCAACACCAGGACUACGUGGGGACAGAGGAGUCCUCCAAUACUCUGGGAACAGUAAGAAGUCAGCAGCCGGACCCUGUGAGCCCUCCUCGGUGUCCGAUCAGGGCUGUGGUGGUGCUUCUGGUCCUGCUGUCUGUUGUCCUGCUGGCUAGACUGCUUGGGUUGGCAGUGCAACACAAGACCGUCAUGGAGAAGACCGUAAGCAUGGACAGAGACACUGAGCAACUUCUCCAAAGGCUGAUGAAUGUGACAGAGCAGAGAGACUCACUGCUUUGUAAACAGGUCUGCCCAGGUGGUUGGGAUAAGUUUGGUUGUAAAUGUUACCGGCUCUCCAAUGAGUGGGAAUCCUGGAAUAAGAGCAGGGAGAUAUGUGUUUCCGUCGGGGCAGAUCUGGUGGUUGUGGACAAUGAAGGGGAGAUGAACUUCAUUAGCGGCAAGGGCUCCUGCUUCUGGCUCGGAGCGACAGAUGAGGCCAGUGAAGGGUUGUGGAGAUGGGUUGAUGGGACCGUCCUGUCAGUGGAUAACCCCUCAUGGUGGAGCCGGAAACCUGGCGAUGGCAAGGACAAGAACUGCUUAAGGAGGGACUGGGUGCAGACCAAUUUUAAAUGGGAAGAUGAGAGCUGUGAAGCCAGUAACUUUGGGCUUUGUGAAUAUAAUUUAAGAAAAUGAAGAAUGAAAACAUUUCUUUGUGACUAUUUUCUAUAUCUUAAUGCUAACAACGUUGUUUGUUUUGUUUCGUACUUGUUGAGUCCUGCCAUUCGCUAAGAGCUGUGAUUGGCUGCAAUGUGUUAUCAAGGAGAUGACAUGAAGACUUCACUGGUCCCUGCAGGAGCUGUACAUAGAUGCAGCUGUUACAUUAUCUUUUCAAUGUUUCAACAAUUGCUCUUGGUGUUGGAGGCUGAGGUUAGGCGGUAAAGAGUCAUGACCGACAUUGGCUGGUUUCCACUUGCUGCAAACCACACUAGUUUUCUAUCAAGGGCUGCAUUUGCUGACUUUGUCUUAGCCCCUCAGCUAAUUAUUUAAUUAUUCUUCUGUUGAAAUGUAUCUUGACUUGACUUUGUCACAAAAUAGUGUGAUCACAGCAAAACACUUAAUUAGCUUGUAGGUAUGCACUUAGUUUUGCGUUACUGAAUGAACACUUUUGAAGGUACAUAUGCCUAUAUGCAUUGGCCCACAUACAGUAAAUUGUAAAUUGCAUUGAAUAUGUAUUGCAUAUGUAAUGCAGUGUCCAUACAGCUGCGUAUGCUGUAGUGAAUUUGACCUAUUAAAUAAACUCUUGAGUAAUAUGUUUUGAUGAUAUUGAAAUAAUUGGAUUUAGUUUGGACUUGGUGCCUUUUAACAGACAUUGUUCAAAGGGACAAUGAAAUUGAUUUUUAAUUUACUUUUGGGACUCAAUUAAAAAUUGUUUAGUCUUCAAAUCUGAUCCCGAGUCGUUCAUCUAGUGCCAGGGUUCAAUUCUCUCUGGUGCCGCCCCUGCUUAGAACCGGUGCAUCUUAAAUCUAAUGUUUCAGUCACUCAUGUAUCUGCAAUUAUUGCAGUUACAUUACUGUUAAGGCGCUUUGGAUAAAACAUCCGCCAAAUGAUCAUACAAAUCAUUUCCUGUUACUUAUUAUGUCUGUUCACUAUAUAUUCUUUAUUAC